CUGUCUGAACACAUGUGCAACUGCUUAUCAAAAUCAGUUUCCUCAAUGGACGACAAGAAUUAAAACGCAAUUACCAGAUUUUAAAAAAAUGGUGAGACCAAAAUUCGCUUACAAACAGUGCCAGAAAAUCGUGUUCGUGUGCUCGCUGCUCCUCAUCAUCUGGCUGUACAUCAAGAAGGAGAGAAGUCUAACCGCUGCCCACAAGCGAGCCAAGAUUCCGGCGGGAGAAUUCAAAUACAGAUUCGGUCAUGCACAAGGAGAGAUAUUCCAGCAACAGCAGCAAGCGGCGAAUUACUUUGCUCUCCUGCAACAACAGCAACAACAGCAGUUUCAACAGCAGCAGUUUCAGCAACAGCAACAGUUUCAGCAACAACAGCAGUUUCAACAACAGCCUAUGGUUCAGCCCCCUUUUUACAACUUUCCGCAACAACCUUACAAUCCUGUACAGGUCGUGAACCAAGUUCCAGUUCAGAAUGAGUUCAGGAACCAGUUCGCGGGCCAGGCGCCUAACCAGCCAAUGGGUAUUCAGAACCCUUUCCCACCCAAGGAUCCUGUUCAACCCGUGAACAUGAAUGUGCAACCUGCCAAUGUUUUCGUGCAACCGAAAGCAGGUGGAAUGGCAAAUAUACCAGCCUUUGCAGCUGCACCAGAGUUCGAAAUCGUUCCCUCCGCCAAGAACGUGACGCCCCACGACGCUCGCCUGCUCGUCUACAACCGCGUGCCCAAGUGCGGCUCGACGACCGUCCUGGACAUUCUCAACUUAACGGCGAGGAUGAACAAGUACUGGUACAGACACUCGCUCCUCUACAACGAGAUGAACCUGACGAGCGCGCAGCAGAGGAUGGUUCUGACUCACUUGGGCGUUCAGAACUGGAAGAUUCCCAUCAGCUACGACCGCCACAUGUACUACGUAGAUUUCGCCAAGCAAGGAAACUCUCGCGUCGCCUGGAUGAACAUCAUUCGCGACCCCGUCGAGAGGAUCAUCAGCGAGUUCUACUUUCAUACGCGUACAAGUCCCGCUGGGAUACCAUCGAGUCCCUCAAGAAAAUCAGCCACAGGAAGCCCCCAGAUUCGUGGUUCGAGAUGACACUUGACGAGUGCGUCCCCGCCAAGCAUCCCGAGUGCUACCCGAGGCUGGGCCAGUACAUGAGGAUGCAGCUGACCUUCCUGUGCGGUACCGAUCCUGUGUGCAGCCAAGUGGGGAACCGCAAGGCCCUCCAGCUGGCCAAGAUGCACGUAGAACGCCAGUACAGUGUGGUCGGGACUCUUGAAGAAUUUCCUUUGACCUUGCGAGUCUUGGAGGCUUACCUGCCGAGAUUCUUCCACGGG
Molecule: messenger RNA, 1329 nt
Organism: Penaeus vannamei (Pacific white shrimp)
Lineage: Eukaryota; Metazoa; Arthropoda; Malacostraca; Decapoda; Penaeidae
Source: RefSeq, a predicted model, not a curated record